Drosophila willistoni is the source of this 1680-nucleotide messenger RNA. It is a transcript of the gene Galphaf, whose product is annotated as guanine nucleotide-binding protein G(f) subunit alpha. The transcript has 5 exons. Gene Ontology annotation, cellular component: heterotrimeric G-protein complex. Bases 289 to 1479 code for a protein of 396 amino acids. Lineage: Eukaryota; Metazoa; Arthropoda; Insecta; Diptera; Drosophilidae. Gene Ontology annotation, biological process: adenylate cyclase-modulating G protein-coupled receptor signaling pathway. Gene Ontology annotation, molecular function: GTPase activity; G protein-coupled receptor binding; G-protein beta/gamma-subunit complex binding. The record is from RefSeq and is a predicted model, not a curated record.
UUGUAUUUUUGUUUUUGUUGUUUUUUUUGUCAUACAUACAUAAAGCAAAUGGAUAUUAUUAUUGCAAAAAGCAGUAAAAGAAGUGAAAUCAGAACUCAAGUGCUAGAUAAAUAUCAAACAAUAUAACCAAGAACUGUCAAUAAACUAAAGGAAUUUCAAGCAUCCAUAUAUAUCGCUAGGAUUCCGCAGUGCAGUGAACUAAAAUUAAAAAAAAACUUUAGCAAAAUUAUUUGCAGAAAACACAAUUUUUUACUUAAAACCAUCAAAAUUGAUAAAACAAUAGAAAAAAUGAAAUUAAGACUUUUGCGCUGUUUGCGCCAACAGCCAAAACAAACAACAAGACCCAUGCAGCAGGAAGAACUCGAAGUGGUGCGUCAUCAUAUGAUGAAGGAUAUGCAAAAGAAUAACACGGAUAUGCCAGUUAAGAUUCUCUUACUGGGCACAGCCGAAUCGGGCAAGACGACAAUUAUUAAACAGAUGAGAAUAUUGCAUAUCAAUGGAUUCACUGAUGAUGAAAGACGUGAAAAGAUUCCUGAAAUCUAUCAAAAUAUUCAUGACUCGAUCAUACAAUUGGUACGACAAAUGACCUUAUUGGAUAUUGGCUUUGGUAGCCGGAGUAGCGAACGAAGUGCCGACUAUAUUCUAUCCCUGGACUCAUUGGCCCCCGACUAUAUGAGUGAGGAAUACUGUGAUCAUGUCAUGGCCUUAUGGAAUGAUGUGGGCAUACGUUCAUGCUAUAAUCGUUCAAAUGAGUUUCCCCUGCUGGAUAGUGCCAAAUAUUUUCUGGAUAAUUUUGUGAGAAUCAGCGAUAUGGAUUACAUACCCAGCACUGAGGAUAUUUUGCAUAGUCGAAAAAUUACAACUGGCAUAUCACAGAUCACAUUCCGUGUCCCAUUGCCCAAGAGUUUGGGCGGUGGUGAUCAGGAAUUCCGGAUGUACGAUGUUGGCGGCCAGCGGGAUCAGAGAAAUAAAUGGAUUCAAGUCUUUGAGGGCAUACAGGCUGUACUUUUUCUCAUCUCGUGCAGUGAAUUCGAUCAGAAUUUACGCGAAGAUCCCACCCAGAAUCGUUUGCAAGAGGCCCUAAAAUUGUUUCGCGCCGUUUGGCAAAAUCGUUUCCUAUCCUCCGCCGGUUUAAUUGUCUUCCUCAACAAGUAUGACAUUAUGGAGCGGAAAAUUCGUGCCGGCAAGCAUAUUGUUGACUAUUUUCCCGAAUUCGAGGAGUUCCAAAGUCGCCGCCAGCAGAAUAACUUAUUCGAUGAGAGCGAUUGGACGAAAAUGUUUAUAAAACAAAAGAUGGUGGAUAUCACCCAGGAGCCGUUUAAGCGGAAUUCAAGGAAUCAAACGGACUACAGCUCAACGGAAAGGGAAUGCUAUUAUCAUUUCACAGUUGCCACAGAUACACGAUGCAUUCGUGAUGUCUUUAGCGAUGUUCAGCAGAUGAUACUAUCCGAAAAUGUGUCGGGCUUGGCCCUAUAUUAGUUCGAGCUUUCCAAAAUCAGAAAAUGAAAAUACCCCAAACUGUGAUCUAACCGUAUAUGAAUUAGAUGCUAAGUAGUUCUUAUGUCCGAAUUGCAUAUAUUCUCAUUAAAACUCUGAUCAGAUAUCAUUCUCAUUAUUAUUCUAUAUGUAUGUAUAUGUAUAUGCUAUGCACCUAAGCGUUAAGUUAAUAAAACAAAAACC